AGACUUACGCCAUCGACUGGAGUUGUUUUGUCCAAUUUAAAAUUUUGUGAUUGAAAAAUGGCAACAGAAGUGGAAGAAACUAUAAAGCGUAUUCAAGCGCAUAAAGGUGUUAUGGGUGUAGUGAUUGUGAAUCAUGAAGGUAUUCCAAUAAAAAGUUCGUUGGACAACGCGACUUCAGUUUUAUAUGCUGGUUUGAUUGGACAAUUGACAGAGAAAGCAAGGAAUGUUGUUCGUGAAAUGGACUCUACCAAUGAGCUGACGUUUUUGAGAGUGAGAAGUAGACGGCACGAGAUACUAAUUGCCCCUGAUCGUGAAUUCAUACUCAUUGUCAUACAGAACACAUCAGAUUAGGUACUCCAAUUAAAAAGUUUUCAAAAAAUCUAAAAACACAAGUAAAAAGAAUUAGAUAAAAGCUUAAUAGCAGUUAACAUUUGUGGACUGUUGUCAGAUUCUAUAUUUAGUUGGCAAUGUUAUAAAACAUAAAUAUUAUUUUAUUCACUUUCAAAGAAACGCAAGUCAGAAUUAUUUAUGUUUAUCUAGGGGGCCUUAUUGUAUUUGCUAAUAUUCUGUAUUGAAAAGACAUAAGACUAACAUGUUAAGUUAAAACAUUUAACAAAACUGCUUGUAAUAUUAUACUGAACUCUAAAUUUCUUUGACUGGCAUAGUAAAAUCCUAUAAUUAUUAUUUCUAAGCUAAUGUUUAGUCUGUAAGAUUAACUGUUAUGCAAUUUUUUAUUUAAAUUACAUUUUUUAAAAUCAUAUGUAUUUAUUAUUUAACUGAAUAAACAAAUAAUCGUC
Diatraea saccharalis (sugarcane borer) is the source of this 797-nucleotide messenger RNA. The record is from the annotation of a GenBank genome assembly. Lineage: Eukaryota; Metazoa; Arthropoda; Insecta; Lepidoptera; Crambidae.